AGUUGCACUGUUUACUCUUCUGGAUUGAGGAUAAAAUCAGUGAUUUUGUAAAGUGUUACAAUAAAAUUGACCUAUUUCCUCUUAUCAAUGGUGGACUUGCAUAUUAAUAACGAAUUUCUUUCAGUACAAGAUUGAUAUUCCAUAUAUCAGUCUCUUCUCAUUCCGAAGGUCAUCUACUCGUUCCAAUAAGCACGCUACUCUCACGUGAAUGCAUUCUCUGCUGCGUAAUUUGUUUCUUCAAAUAUAAACUUCGGCAAAGAAAUAAAAUAAUAUUCGUGCACUUUCAAGAUUGAUGAAAUGAAUAUUCGCUGCUGGGGAAAUCCAAGAUUAGAGGAAAAAAAAGAAAAAGAAGCUUGGCCAAAACUCACGUCUGAAAACCAUCAGAGACGCAAAAAUGAUUCUCAGACGCCUGCCAGAUGGCAUCAGAAAAAGAGGGCAAGCAACAGUCUUGGUGGUAACCAAUCCCAAAUUGACGAUCAAUUGAGGAUUGCUUCGCGCGCUUGUGAUUACCCAGAAUUGGGUGGACAAAUGUCGAGGAAGAUUGAUUAUUCCGGGCAGGGUCCUUCUGCAAUUAUUAACGAGAAUGUGGUGACUUUUGAUGACGAAAGUGGUUCAAGGACAAAAUCUAAGAAGCAUUUGAGAAGGUCGAAGAGGUCGAAUCUGAUUCGUAUCAAUAUUCAACAGGUUUUAGAGAAUCAAAUAAGGCUAAAAAAUACAUUAGCAGAGAAAAAAAUAAGAUGUUGUGAUCGAGUUGUGGAAGCAAAACGCAAUAAAAUCUUUUUAUCAAAGAUAAAAAGGCCCUCUAAGUUAAAACAAGUAAUUAUAAAUGAAAGAGAGAAACAGAGAGAAAUGCGAAAUCGAGAAAAAAGGGUACAGCCAGUCAUUGAUGAUCUUCCCAAAAUUGACUUAGGAAAAUUAAAAAUUAUAGCUGACCCCGAAUUAGAUUUUGAUCAUGCAAGGAAUUUGGCAACUUUGAAUAUUUUCGGAAAUGAGCACAGAGAUUUGAGGAACGAUCCUUUGUCUGAUGAAAUUUUAGAAAGUAGGAAAGACGUUACCGAAAAAUUAGAAAAUUUAUUGAUUAGUACAAAUGAUAAUGAUGUAAAUGUGGUGGAAGAUGAUUUGAGAUAUGAUAUUGCAAAUAUGAAAAUUGAUGGAUUAGAUAGUCUAGGAGGUGGAAUUCACCUUGGCGAUAUUAAUAGAACGCUAAAUCUCAGAAGUGAAGAUAAUCAAAUUUUGCAAAAUCCUAAUCUGAAUUUUCAAGGCAAAGAAAAUGAACUUAAGUAUACCAGAAAAUUUAGAGAGUAUUGUACAAAUAUAGUUUCAGUUCCACUGAAUGAAAAAUUAGAAACAUUCCUUAAUGAGUUAUUUAGACUGCAAAAAAAAUUAUAUGAGAGAGACAACGUGAAAGGAAGGUACAGAAGAAGAUAUUAUACGGGAUUCAAGGAAGUCGAGAAACACGUUAAUCUAAAAAAAGUUAGAUUUGUGAUCAUUGUUCCAGAUCUUGAAAGGAUACAAGUUGAAGGAGGACUAGACGAUGCAGUUGAUAAAUUAAUUAGUUCCUGCAGAAAACAAGACAUUACAAUUUGUUUUGGUCUCUCAAGACGAAAAUUAGGGUACCUUACCCACAGAAAGGGUUGCGUUAGUUGCAUCGGCAUUUCCCAUUUUAGUGGCACGGAGGAAAAAUUGGAAGAAGUUCUGAACAAUCUAGUGGAUGCUAAAAACGAAUUCAUGAAAUUGAAAGACGAGUUGAAUAAAGUUAUAGAUACAAAAAAAAUUAUUGACGAAGACACCUUACUUUCCGCACGUAUUAAUUUGCUUUUGAAAAUACUGGCAUCUACAACGUGAAACUAAUCAAUAGGUAUUAGGUAAUAUUUACGGAAAAAGAAAAUUUUAUAUUAUAAUUAUAUGUCCGUCCUCAU
Molecule: messenger RNA, 1919 nt
Organism: Belonocnema kinseyi
Lineage: Eukaryota; Metazoa; Arthropoda; Insecta; Hymenoptera; Cynipidae
Exons: 6
Coding region: 298-1845 (515 amino acids)
Biological process (GO): selenocysteine incorporation
Cellular component (GO): ribonucleoprotein complex
Molecular function (GO): mRNA 3'-UTR binding; ribonucleoprotein complex binding; selenocysteine insertion sequence binding
Source: RefSeq, a predicted model, not a curated record